Enterospora canceri is the source of this 522-nucleotide messenger RNA. The record is from the annotation of a GenBank genome assembly. Lineage: Eukaryota; Fungi; Microsporidia; Enterocytozoonidae.
AUGAAGACAACUGAAACCAGGUCAUCUUUCUUGGAUCAAUACAUCUCAGAAAAGACUAAAAAGAUGCCGUAUGUCGACCUACACACACGUGGAAAUGUACGAAUUGUACUGAAUGAGUUUGUGGUGGAAUAUUUGGCGCAUUUGGGCUACAAACAAGGACUCUUUUACGACAACAUUAAGAUUGUAAUUGGAGCAUUAUCUGCUGUGUUUGGAGCAGUAAUAUGCUACCUAUCAAUGACAUAUAGGUGGGAUGCAAUUGAACUCUAUGUCUCUGCAAUGGUACUGGGAUAUUAUGUCAUUAAUGUGCUUUAUUUUGGAAUUGACUACCUGGAUAACAAAUGCAUGAAAUUCUAUUCAAAAGGCAAAAUGAUUGAAAUUAAGACUGAACUGAAUGUACAUGGAAUAUACAGUCUAAGAUACAGGAACAAGGAGCACAAGGCAUUGAUAUGUGAUCUGAUCUAUGAAACGGGCCAAUUGGACGUAGUUGAGACAGUCAAGUGGCUCAAUGGAAUAUUUAAGUAG